ACGCCUUGCAAGGUGUGCUUGGCGAGAUGGCCGACCAAAAAGUCAGUUUUCAGAACAUCGGCACGUCCAUCCCCGUCGACAACGUCCAAGCUCUCGCAGCUUCCGUCGCUGACUCCGGCGCCGUCCCUCCGAGAUACAUCAGGCCGGAAGUCAACGCAUAUCCAGUCGCUCAGGAUGGAGACGGUGAGCUUCCGGUGAUCGAUUUUGCGAGGCUCCUCGAUCUCCGCUUCUCCCAGGAAGAGUCUGCCAAGCUUCACUACGCCUGUGCCGAGUGGGGCUUCUUCCAGCUGCUGAAUCAUCAAGUUCCGGAGGAAGUGAUCGAGCAGAUGAAGGCGGAUAUUAUGGAGUUCUUCAAGCUUCCUCUGGAAGAAAAGAAGGCAUUCGCGCAGGGACCGGGAGGAUUGCAAGGUUAUGGACAAGCUUUUGUGAUGUCGGAGGAGCAAAAAUUGGAUUGGGCGGACAUGUUCUUCGUCAUAACUCGCCCAGUCCAUUUGAGGGAGAUGAGAUUCUGGCCGACUCGACCUCCCACUUUCAGAAACACGCUCUCAUGCUACUCAGCGGAGCUCAAGAGAGUAGCGAGCACUUUGAUGGAGGUUAUAGCAGAAGCGCUGGGGAUCGCACCCGACCGACUCCUUGAUAUCUUCGACGACAUGCCGCAGGGCGUGAGGAUCAACUACUAUCCCCCAUGUCCCGAAGCCGACCAGGUGUUGGGCUCCUCGCCACACACGGACGGCGGCGGCGGCUUGACGUUGCUCCUCCAGAUCAACGACGUCCAAGGACUUCAAAUCAAGAACAACGGGAAAUGGUUCCCCGUGCGUCCCCUUCCCGGCGCUCUCGUCGUCAACAUCGGCGACAUACUUGAGAUUCUGAGCAAUGGAAAGCUGAACAGCAUCGAGCACAGAGCAGUUAUAAACACCGAGAAAGAACGCCUCUCGGUGGCCACGUUCCUUUUGCCAAGCGAAGAUGCCGUCAUCGGCCCUCUUCCGGAGCUUGUGACGAAAGGAUGUGAGGAGAAGUACAAGACGAUGAGCUACCGAGACUUCUUGAGGACGUUCUACGCCAGAAAGCUCGACGGGAGAAGCCUCUUGGAAAGCCUCAGGUUAUAAGAUCUUGGGAGAGAAGAAGCUAAUACUUAAAUAUGUACAUCAUGAUCUCAGAGUGAUAAGAAGAACCAUGUUAAAAACCGAUCAUGAACAUAUGUAUAUCUACUUUCCUGAAGUAUGAAAUGUUUCCGAUUA
Messenger RNA from Musa acuminata AAA Group (dessert banana), 1238 nucleotides. Its product is annotated as 2-oxoglutarate-dependent dioxygenase 11-like. The transcript is spliced from 4 exons. The coding region runs from base 27 to 1106 and encodes 359 amino acids. The record is from RefSeq and is a predicted model, not a curated record. Lineage: Eukaryota; Viridiplantae; Streptophyta; Magnoliopsida; Zingiberales; Musaceae.